GUGAGGGCGCGCGCAGCUCCCCCCCCUCCCGCGCGCCGCGUGCAGUGCCGUGCGCGCGCGCGCGCUGCGUGGCCGGCUGGCGGGCGGCGCGGCGCGAGGCGAGCGGCCGGCUGGCUCUGCUUUCCAGCCUCCCCCGCACCUGCUCCUCCGGCGCGAUGUGCGAGCCCAGCAAGCAGGACAUCGCCGCCAUCUUCAAGCGGCUCCGCUCCGUCCCCACCAACAAGGUAUGUUUUGACUGUGGAGCGAAAAACCCUAGCUGGGCAAGCAUAACAUACGGCGUUUUCCUCUGCAUUGAUUGUUCAGGGACCCAUCGAUCACUUGGUGUUCAUUUGAGUUUUAUUCGAUCUACAGAACUGGAUUCCAAUUGGUCUUGGUUUCAACUGAGAUGCAUGCAAGUUGGAGGAAAUGCAAAUGCUUCUGCUUUUUUCCAUCAAUAUGGAUGCACAACAAAUGACAGCAAUGCAAAGUAUAACAGUCGUGGUGCUCAACUUUACAAGGAAAAGAUUAAAUCUCUUGCAACACAAGCAACAAGAAAGCAUGGUACUGAUCUGUGGACAGAUGGAUGUGGAAUGCCACCUGUGUCACCUCAACACAAAGAGGAAGACUUUUUCGCAUCUCAUGUUUCUCCCAAGGUGAAGGACACAGAAUGGGGAUCGUCAGAGCCAAUUUCUCUGAAGCAGAAAACUUCAGAAAAUAUUCCAGAAUGCCAUGAAGGUGGACCAGAGCAUGGACCAAGUGUCGAUUGCCUUAGUGCAUCACCAAAAGCUGCAUUAGCUGACUCAAUGAAUUUAAGUGCUGCAGUCAUCACACCUAAUAAAGAGAACACCUCCUUCAUAAAAAAGAAGCCAAAUCAAGUUAAAAAGGGGCUCGGUGCCAAAAAAGGUGGUUUGGGGGCACAAAAAGUGAGCAACCAAAGCUUUAAUGAGAUUGAAAAACGAGCGCAAGCUGUAGAUAAAAUGAAGGAGCAUGAUGAUCUUCACAUCAGUAAGAGAACUGAGAAGGAAGAGCCACUUGUAUCAUCUUUACGAUUGGCCUACAGAGAUCUUGAUAUUAAAACAAAAGAAGAAAAGUUAAAUCUAUCUGAUAAGAAGAAAAAUGAAUUAGAGAGACUUGGCAUUGGAUUUGGCAGCAGCAGAAGCGGCAUUUCCCAUUCAGUCGUCUCAGAUAUGCAAACAAUAGAACAGGAAACACCUACAAUUGCAAAACCGAAGAAAAAGUACUCUGAUGAUGUAGAAGACUCAUAUUUUUCUUCUUCUAGUUCAAGGUACUAUGAUUCUUCAGAUUUGAGGAGCAGCAGUUUCUCUAAAUGGGAUGACAAUCCAGAUUCUUUCUGGAAGAAAGAGAGUAAUAAUAGAGAUGUUGAUAUAAUGUUAACUUCAAAAACUUCAGGAUAUUCAGACAGGCCUGCAUCUCGUCGUAAGCCUGAAUAUGAGCCAUCUUUAAGCACAGAUGAGGCACAAAAAAAAUUUGGCAAUGUAAAAGCAAUUUCAUCAGACAUGUAUUUCGGAAGGCAAGAUCAUGCUGAUUAUGAAGCUAGGGCUCGACUAGAGAGACUUUCUGGAAGCUCCUCUAUAAGUUCAGCUGACUUGUUUGAAGAUCAGAAAAAACAGCCAACAGGACAUCUGCUUCGAACUUGCCAAAUUAUUAAGAAAAUUGAAUUUUUGGUCAGUCUGUGUUUAAAAGAUCUGUUUAAACACCUUACGUUGGUAGCUAUACUUACGAAAAUAGAAUGGAAGAAGGAUUCUUAGAAAGAGAAGAUUGGAUUUGCUGAAACGUAGCCCCUUAGGCUGCUGAAAACCUCAUCUGUUGUCUGCCUAACAACCAUUUUGGGUAGUACAAUAGUGUGAAACUGAAAAAGAAAGAAAUACUGGAACAUUUUAUUGGGUUUCAUGCUGUAACUGGUGAAGAAAUGGAAAAAAAAAUUAAAAUUUCUUGAAGAACGCAAAAUCUGUGAGUAAUUAGAUAAAUCGGCUGGAAAAGCAAACAGUACACAGCAUAUGAUUUACUCUGGAAAAGUUGGAGAAAGAAAAAACAUACAGUUGUUCAGUUUCUAUCCCCUGAAUGUAAAUUUUAAUGCAAGUAUUCUGGCUAGUAGAGAAAUAAUUUUUGUUACCAGUUACCUAGGUUGUUGUUUUAGUCAAUCAAACUGUAAAAAAAUUGAAGGGAAAGGUGGGGAUGAGGCAUAAAAAAUGAAUUGCUAUAACUGACUUUAUAGCCAGUUGAAAGAAUAUUUGCAACAUGAUGUCAUACUUAAAAAAAGAUGUGGGGAGGUAUAAGGAAAGAAAUAGUGUUUCUUUGUAACCUCUGAGGUUUUCAGUGGUCUGUGGCAUUAUGAUAACACAUAUUAUAGUGUAGUAUUUUUUUCCUUUUUUAUUUUUUUUGCAUAUACAUGAUUUUAUACAGAAUUAACUAUACUUUUCCUUCAAUUUGCAUAAUGUGUGGGUUUACACACUAAUGAGUAAGAGAAUGAAUUAGGAACAGGUAAAUAUAAAUUCAAGAUUGGGCAUAUCGUAUUCUCUGAAAGUGUUUUAGAUUUUGUUCAACUGAUUAAAAACUCAGCUAGAACUUCAACUAUGUGGUGUCAUUUCAAACUAGGCCGUGUCCAUCCAUACUCAGAAUACGAUGUGUGAGGAUUCCGUAGCGCGCGUGCGUGUGUGUUAUAUUCAUAUAUAAAAAUACAGAUGUGCUUUUUUUUAUGUACGCAUGCAUGUAUACAUGUAUGUGUUGGAAUUCUCACCGUAUCCUGAAUAAGGGUAAUUGCAGGUAGUUAGGUAGUUUUUACAUAUGUGUAUGUGAAUUUUGCACAUGCAAUCAUUCAUUAUUGACCACUUGGAAAAGUUCUUAGGCAUGUGGAAUACAAAAAUUCCUAAUAAUGGAGUGAAAAAGUCUUCCUAAAUUUCUAGGUUAGUUAGUUACUGUGACUGGCAAUCCUGUUAUGUAAUUCCACAGUAAAUUUAAAGUUAUAUUACAAAGACUAAACUGAUUAUACUAAAUUUUCUGGGUUAUAUUGCGCAAAUAAUAGUGAGGAAAAAUACACUAGGAAUUAUUUUUUUUUAAAUUCACACUGUAUUUAAUCAAUAGAAUAUUCCUUUCCUGCUCCCUGCAUGCCCCCCCCCAAGAAGUCUAUUUUUUGACAAUGACCCUGCUUUGACAAAUUUUGUUGUACUUUAUAGCUUGUCAUGUAAAAUUAAUAUCAAGGCCAUCAUCAAUUCCAUAAAAUAAGAAUUAAAAAAAAAAUCAGGAGACUGGAAGCUGGAAGCAACAAAAAUACUUCUGUAGUUAUGGGGUCUUUGCCAGAAUAAGAUGUCCUUUGAAACUGAAGUUGUUUUCAUUAGUGCUGUUGAGAGUUUAGGGUAAAACACUUUUAGGAAGCUUGCCUUUAUGCAGAAUGCUGUAGGAUCUUUUUGCCAAAAAGAGGAUCCGUGGAGGGCUAUAAGGAAAACCUUUUACUCAGCAUGAUUUCAGACCUGUUGCUAAUGAAAAGAGGGAGAUGUCAGAUGGCUAACUCAUAGAUGCUAAUUUUGAAGGAAAUUACAAAGGAAAGAAUUGUUUUGCCAUCUCAUUUACAAGAUUUUUUCCAGACAAGCAUAUGUAACUAGAAAAAUAUGAGAAAAUUAAUUUGGUUGUGGAGUGAUUAGAGCCUUGCUCAGAUUAUUUAUAGCUAGGAUUUUUAUUUCUGUUAUUCUGGCUUUAAUAAAAAAAUGCGGAAGAACUUGUUAAAUGGAACAGAUGCUAAGAAAGUCAAAAUUACAAUUCAGAAAUAGGGAUGUCUCUCAGUGAUGGUGAAUUUUUGACAGUGAAUCAAUAUAGUAAUGCUCAUUUUGCUAAGUAAUAUGUAGACAAGUGUGCCCAUGCAUUAUAGGAACAGCUGCUAGCAGGCUUUAAAGAGUAGAGUUGCAAGCUUACCAAAUAUGACCAUGCAUCUUUCCCUGUGAACCAGACAUUUGGCUUAAAUAAAUGAGCUUAGGUGCAGUGAUGUUUGUCUCAGCCUGUUAACAAAGUCACCUUUAAUUUUCCACAAAAAAAGGAGCUGCAGGUUACAUGUCCCAUGCAGCGGGAGGGAAGGAGAACAAAACAAAAAGGAGGGGACAGAAGUCAGCUGUACGUUUGGAGGGUCGUGCUGGGCUAUCUAGUAUAUAGAAAUGUUUUGCAGGGGGCAGCUGUAAAAAGGCAUUACCGUUCUGAAGACUGCGGUGUCUGCAGUUGAGUGGGCUCGAGUGCAGUUUGGCAAGUGUACACAGUUCUCAGCUGUGUACGUGACUGGUCAUGACCAUCAGCUGGGUAUGUGAUUGAACUAGGGCUGCAGUUUGCAAUCUCCAUUUUGCAAAAAAAAAAGUAAUAUAUAGGAAUGGCUAGCUCUUAGUCUGUUCUUGGUAUGCUGCCUCGCAGGAACCCCCCUUAUACCCAAGAUCAUAGUUCUGUAAUGCUCUUUUCCUGCCAUUUGUGUCUUUGGCUGUGUUUACAGUAUUGGGUACUUAGCUUAGAAUAUUUGCAAAUACUUCGCAGUAUUAAGGCAUGCCAAGAAUUCUUUUUUGCUAAUGAGUGGGUGAUUGUAAGCUAGUUGUGUUAGCAUGUUAAUAUAUUUAUCAUACCGCUAAUUUUGAAAUAUCUUUGGCUUCUCUUAUCUUUAGGUCUGUACUUCUUAUGAUGAGUAGAGCCAACAAUUACUGAUAAAACUUGUUUGUGUAGGCUUUGAGGAAGGGUGGAAUGCCAGCUUUGUUUAGGAAUUUGAAAAUUUAGCAUGUAAAUGACCUUAGCUAUAAUUCCCAUAGAAUUUUCCAAAUAUCUGGUAUAGUAAUGCAAAAUAUGUGUGUAUAUACAGCAAGUAUACCUAUGCAUGUGCACAAAGAGGAUUCACUUUAGCCACUACUGAAGGGCAUUCAUCUUUAAAAUGAAACAUGGUAAUUCUUUAAUAACAAUUAUAAUGGCUGUACAAGUGUUCAGAGUACAAGACAAAUAGCAUGGCAGCUGAUUGAAAUUGCAGAAUAAAUCAUGUAUUGUCCAAACACUAAUUGCUUCUCUGGGAAUUCAAAGUGUAGAAGAUGAUAGGCUAGGUGCAAAUAUGAACAAAUGAAAAAUUUAAAAUAAAAGCAAGGUGCAUUUAAGAAAUUUGAAGUUUUAGGCCUGGUGGGUGAUGAUCUACUGAUGGUCAGACAUUCAUAUUUAGUGUUUCUCAUAAUAUAUAAUAAUUCAGGGAGAAAAAAGGCUGCUUUUAAUACCAAGUUCUGUUUUCUUCCUGUGUGCGUUUGUGUUCCCCCUUUAGGAAGCUACAAUAUUACAAAUGUCUUGCCUUCAGCUCCUGAUAUGGCUCAGUUUAAACAAGGAGUAAAAUCAGU
This is a messenger RNA of Dromaius novaehollandiae (emu), 5336 nucleotides long. It is a transcript of the gene ARFGAP3, whose product is annotated as ADP ribosylation factor GTPase activating protein 3. The transcript is spliced from 16 exons. Gene Ontology annotation, biological process: COPI coating of Golgi vesicle. Gene Ontology annotation, molecular function: GTPase activator activity. The record is from RefSeq and is a predicted model, not a curated record. Lineage: Eukaryota; Metazoa; Chordata; Aves; Casuariiformes; Dromaiidae. The coding region runs from base 156 to 1748 and encodes 530 amino acids.